CAACUUUCUCUCUCUAACCUCACCACCUUGCCUUUGUAAUCCUAUUCAUUCACUACCAUCCAGAUCAAAAACCUCAAGUAAACAAUCUUGGUUUUUGUGCUUGUUUUUCACCACCUUCUAUCAGCUAUCAAGGUUUGUGGUUGGAAGCUAUGGUGAGCAUUCGUCGACAAAGAUUGAUCAAGCUCUAUGGGCGAAGUCCUGCUCUGGAUGUUGUUUCAUCAUAUGGCAGCGCGCAAUCUCUUAGUUGGGUCCAGAAUAAUAGACAUUUCAACGUGCUUCCAACACCAUCAAUUGACCUUGAACAAUCCGCAGAGGAAGAGAAACAAAAAUCAGAAGAGCCUGAAUCCCCAAAAGUCAAUGGGUCAAAUUUAUCCAACACACAACAGAUUCAGCAUCCAGUGUUCAAACGGCGAAAACGACACAGAAGAAAGAACUUUGAAAAUCAAGAAGCUUGCAUUAUGAGAGGGGUAUACUACAAAAACAUGAAAUGGCAAGCUGCCAUUAAAGUGGACAAGAAACAAAUCCAUUUAGGAACAGUUGGCUCCCAAGAAGAAGCUGCUCGUUUGUAUGACAGGGCUGCUUUCUUGUGCGGUAGAGAACCCAACUAUGAGCUUACAGUUGAGGCAAAGGAAGAACUUAGUAAACUGAGUUGGGAUGAUUUUUUAACCAUGACUCGAGCUGCAAUCAACAGCAAAAAGCAUCAGCGAAGGGUGAGUUCCCGAAUGAUGUUUGAGUACCCGGGAUCACAACACAACAAUGGCCAGAAAACUGAGGUUGAUGGAAGAAAUAGCUUCUCUGAGUCUGAUGGCAUAGAGGCUUCAGCCUCUUGAUGAUGCAUUUUUGCCGCAAGUCUUUGGUUAUAAUGAACAUUUUAGAAGUGUAACAUAAACACAGCCGUUGUGCCAUCUCAUCAUAACGGUGUAGUGGCUAUCAAGUUACUUAGCUUGCAGGGUAUCACGUCUGGGGUUCUCUCGAGUCCGCAGUAUCAGGAAUAAUUCGAUAAGUGGGCUAUUCAUAGAAAAAGUCAUGUCGUAUAACUGUAUAAGUCCAGAUUUCAUGAUUUUCUUGUUAUAACUAGGUAAGAGGAUAUGGUAUGACUGGUUGUGUUAAUAUUGUUCAUUUAAAGGACAUUAUUUAUGUAGAUGUAUUCUCUAGGAACA
Erigeron canadensis is the source of this 1160-nucleotide messenger RNA. RefSeq names its product ethylene-responsive transcription factor-like protein At4g13040. Gene Ontology annotation, molecular function: DNA-binding transcription factor activity; DNA binding. NCBI's taxonomy places the organism in Eukaryota, Viridiplantae, Streptophyta, Magnoliopsida, Asterales, Asteraceae. Gene Ontology annotation, biological process: regulation of DNA-templated transcription. The record is from RefSeq and is a predicted model, not a curated record. The transcript has 7 exons. The coding region runs from base 150 to 830 and encodes 226 amino acids.